Molecule: messenger RNA, 1374 nt
Organism: Fusarium venenatum
Lineage: Eukaryota; Fungi; Ascomycota; Sordariomycetes; Hypocreales; Nectriaceae
Source: RefSeq, a predicted model, not a curated record
AUGGCAGAAAUCAUCGGCCUUGUCGCCAGUAUUGGCACCAUCACUGCUGCUGGAUUCAAAGCCGCCAAGGCCAUUUCAACUCUCACUAGUGAGCUAGGCGCUGCAGGGGCCGAGAUAUCUGGAAUCGCGACAGAUCUCAAGGCCGUAUCACUGAUCCUCAAUGAGCUCAAGAAGCGUCUCAGCAAAGCAGAUAACUUAAGCGUGGAGGUAGUUGACGUUGCCUACGAGAUUACCGCCCUUUGCAAGACUGAUAUUGAAGGCGUCGAAAGAUUUCUCGUCCCUUUGACAUCCCCGUUCGGACAAACCUUGAAGUUGAAAGACAAAGUCAAGUGGCUGUUUGAGAAAGCCAAAGUAUCUUCUCGAAGAGCAUCACUGGAUUCGUUGAAGCUUACACUGGGCCUUUUUCUUCAUACACUGGACUUUAUUGAGAAUGGAGAUGAAGGAAGUAAAGAUGUCGCGGAACAUAUCAAGGAAGAGGUGUGCAACUUGAUUGUCGAAACUCAGUAUACAAAAACGGCACUACUGGAUGCAGAACGACUCGACACUACUUUCAGGUCCGAAUACGAAAACUCCCUGACGCCUUCUUCGCAGAUAGGAAAUGGGGAAUAUAAAUCAGAAGACUCUGCUUUGGUAUCGCGAUCAUCUAUGCAUGAUCAGGAUCAAAUGCAACUCACUCGCCGUCAGUCCCAAACAGAUUCUGCCGUCUUUCUGGAAACAAUGUCUGACGACGACUUCAUCGAGAUUUCGGAGCACCUACGGUUACAGAAGGUAGUCAGAGAAUUGGCUGUCAAGAUCGUCCAUCCUACACAAAGACAAGGAGCUCAAGCUGCAUCGUCCGAUGAUACAGCUCGCAACUGGCAAGAUGACGAUGCUAGUCGCGGCACAUACACCUUCCCGCCUUCAAGAGACCGAUUGGAAGAGGAAUUGGAAAACAAAAAGCAACAUCUCAACCAAUCUUUGGAACGUAUAUCACUGUUAGAAAGACAGAUUGCAAGAUAUGAACUUGAAGCCCGUGCCAACGAGGAAAGAGAAAGACGGCAACAGGAGGAGCAAAGACGAAAUGAGGAGGAACGUCGUAUCAGAACAGAGACGGAAGAAGCUUUUCACAGAAGAAUGGAGGAUAUGCGUUUGGCACAGGAAGAAGCAAAACGUGAGAUUGAAAAGGCGAAACGUGAUGCUGAGGAAGCGGCGAUGAAGAGGAUAAAAGCAGAGCAAAUAGCAGAACAGGAAAGGCAAAAGGCACAUCAAGAUGCUAUAGCUGCUGCAAAGGAGACGGCAAGGAGGGAGUUUGAGGCUGAGAUGAUGGAGAGAGAUCAGGCGCAAAAGCGAGGAGGUCUGAGGAGGUAUUUCCCUAUGUUCAGGGACUCAAAGUAA